CUUUACUCUACCACAGUAAAACAACAAUCAACUACAAAAUAAUCAAAAUGUUCAAAUACUUCGCUCUCGUAUUCGUGGCCCUCUUCGCCUUUACUGCUGCCGAGCCUAAACCCGCAGUUGUCGCACCAUUGGCCUACUCUACUCCAUUGGUGGCUUCGCCCUACGCCGCCGCCUACGCUUCUCCGUAUGCUGCCUAUGCUGCUACUCCUUAUGCCGCCUACGCAUCACCUUACGCUGCUUACUCUGCUUACCCAUACAGCGCUGCUUAUUUGCUUCGCAAAUAAAUGAGUGACGCAUAUAAAUAUUUUUAACAGAGACUGAAUGUGACUGUUCAUUUGAUUAGCGAGUUUUUCGAGAAUGAUAGAAAACAAUAAAUGAAAGAUUUUAAAC
Anastrepha ludens (Mexican fruit fly) is the source of this 390-nucleotide messenger RNA. Its product is annotated as RNA-binding protein 24-like. The coding region runs from base 48 to 284 and encodes 78 amino acids. NCBI's taxonomy places the organism in Eukaryota, Metazoa, Arthropoda, Insecta, Diptera, Tephritidae. The transcript is spliced from 2 exons. The record is from RefSeq and is a predicted model, not a curated record.